CACUCACCGCUUUACCCCACAGACAUAUGGCUUUACCUCUCUGCGAGCUGGGGGCUGGGGGGCCUCCUGGCUGUGGUUGUGGCUGUUCUGUCCGCCUGUCUGUGUCGGCUCCAUCGGAGAGUGAGGAAGCUGGAGAGGAGCUGGGCCCAGGCCCAGCUCCCGGAGCAGGAGCAGGAGCAGGAGCUCCACUACGCAUCUCUGCAGCGGCUGCCCUGCAGGGAGCCGCCUGGCCAUGGCCACCAGGAAAGGGAAGACUCCUUGCAGGACCCUGGCACCGACUACACCUGCGUUGCUGACAAGAAGCCCACCUGAGCACCCGCCCCCAGCCCGAGUGCAUCCUGUGGCUCACCCAGUAAACACCUUGGUCUCAAA
Molecule: messenger RNA, 372 nt
Organism: Myotis daubentonii (Daubenton's bat)
Lineage: Eukaryota; Metazoa; Chordata; Mammalia; Chiroptera; Vespertilionidae
Gene: LST1
Product: leukocyte specific transcript 1
Biological process (GO): cell morphogenesis; immune response; dendrite development
Cellular component (GO): membrane
Source: RefSeq, a predicted model, not a curated record